UGAUUUUGACAGUUUGACAGUACACAAUUAGGUUAUGUCGUAGAGGUUAUGGUGAUGUUAUGUUGCGGAAUGUUUGCGCGCAGUUUAUAUAUUUAAUAAUAAAUGCGUUUGAUCUUUUUUAAGUCGUGUUUUAUUAAAAAUGUUACGAAGACUAAUAAAAACAUGCACGGUACGAACUCUGGGACCCUUUCGACCACUUUCAAGUGUUCAAAAAAUUGAAAAUAAAAUAUCUACUGUGGAAAACAGUUCUGAAAUAAUCGACCCCCGACUAGUUUCAAAUAGUGAUAAUUUAAAUGAAAAUCCGCCAGAAUCGUCGGUGCUUCAGCCAUGCAAAGAAGACAUUUCAUAUGUUGCUCCUUACUUAAGACCGAGCUUUAAUUUUGCAGCUUAUGUAAACAAAUCACACACUUUGCAACAACUUUUAAAGCUAGGUGUGAGGCUGUAUAAGUGGGAAAAGAACCAAGAAGUUCCUCCAUAUAUUUUGCAAUUAGAUUUUGAUAAAGACAUCAAGAGUUAUAUUAUAUUUUUGACUGAUUUAGGAUUACAGACAGAAGAUUUAGGGAAGUUGAUUGAAAAAAAUCCGUUUAUUUUUAAGGAAGAUUUGGAAAAUUUACAAGUGAGGAUUAAUUACCUAAAAUACAAGAAAUUUACUGAUGAAAUGAUUUUAAGAAUUGUUCAAGAUAACCCCAUGUGGUUGAGUUUUAGCACUCAAGACAUUGACAAAAAACUAGGAUUUUUUCAAAAAAGCUUCUCCCUAACUGGUAAUGAAGUUCGAAGUUUAACUGCCAGGAAACCUAGACUUAUAACUUAUGAUAUUGAACACAUAAAAUUGAAUAUGUUUGUUAUAAAAGAAGAAAUGGGUUUCACACCUGAAGAAAUGAAACAAAUUGUGUUGCAGACACCUAAAUUAUUUAUGAACAAUCAGCAUAGAAUACUAAAAACGUUUGAAUAUAUUCAUAAAGAAAUGAAUAUACCGCUAGAAACGAUAGUUAAAAUGCCCCAAGUUCUAACAUGUAGGGAAUUUAGGAUAAAACAAAGACACCAAUUUUUACAAAAAUUAGGGAAACUACAAUUUGACACGAAGAAACCUAACUAUAUCUCUUUAAUUACUCUAGUCUCAGGAUCUGACGCUCAUUUUGCCACUGAAGUUGCAGGCUCUUCAAUUCACGCCUUUAACGCUUUUUUAAAGACCAUGUAAAUAAGACAAAACACUUUUGUACUGUUAUUUAUUUUAAAAUCAAUGUACACUGUAUUCCAAACUGUUAACCAAUUUUUCGUGUAUAUAAAUGAUAAUAUGUUCUCACUGGAGGAAUGUAUAACAGAACAACUUUACCAAUAACAAUAAAUUAAUUUAAUUUA
Molecule: messenger RNA, 1359 nt
Organism: Zophobas morio
Lineage: Eukaryota; Metazoa; Arthropoda; Insecta; Coleoptera; Tenebrionidae
Gene: mTerf3
Product: transcription termination factor 3, mitochondrial
Exons: 3
Coding region: 140-1198 (352 amino acids)
Biological process (GO): mitochondrial transcription; regulation of DNA-templated transcription; mitochondrial ribosome assembly
Cellular component (GO): mitochondrion
Molecular function (GO): double-stranded DNA binding
Source: RefSeq, a predicted model, not a curated record